This is a messenger RNA of Bursaphelenchus okinawaensis, 4096 nucleotides long. NCBI's taxonomy places the organism in Eukaryota, Metazoa, Nematoda, Chromadorea, Rhabditida, Aphelenchoididae. The record is from the annotation of a GenBank genome assembly.
AUGAGUCGUGGAAAGAACGCCUACAAACGCGGCAACAAAACGUUGGCCUGGUAUUUGGCCGAUAAACUGAUGGACAAGAACGAAGGACAUGGUAAGGGUUUGAUUUUGGGGUGAAUAAGGUGGAUGUGAUGGGGGAAUAUGCCAAUUUUGGGGGAAAGAUUGUGAAUGGUUGUGAAAUGGAUUGUAAGAGGUCUAGAAGAUAAUGUAGUGUUAUAAUAGAAGCUUUUUGAGUUUAGGUAACACUAAAUUUUGCGCGAAAUUUGAAAUUUAUUGCUAAAAAUCAGGAAAAACUUGCAAAAAUCAAGCGAAAAGUCAGUAAAAUACGUUGCUAUCGUAUGAUAAUAGAUUAAAACUUACUGUAAUUACUUCCAAAAUCCUUUUUCCAAGUACUAAAAUAGAAUUACGGUUGAAAGUUGCACUUUGGUCAUAUGUUUUGUGGCAGAAUUCGUUUAUCCGUUGCACUUUGCCUGAACUUUGAGAGCUAUUUCGGAGAGUACGAGCAAUUCCUCAGUACCAUUCCGGGGAAUGCAAAGUGCAGCCCUUUUUGGAAUUUAAAUUGGUUUUUGAAGCUGUAGGAGGUAGUUGGUGCAGAAAAAAAUUUUUUUGAAAAAUUUGUGGCUUUGAGGGUUAACAGGGGGACCCUGUUGAUAUUUUUGAAGUUUUUUAAAAUUUUAGAACUUUUUUGAAAAAAUGCUUUUGAAAUUCAUUUGAGGGCACAAAAUGACUUCUUGUUCUCAAAAAAAUUUUAAAAUUUCAAAAAAAAAUUUUUUUUGAUUUUUUCGAAAUUUUUCAAAAUUUUGCAAAAUUUCAAACAAAAUUCAGAAUGUCCUCGAGAGCUCUUUGUAUUUUGUUUACUUCCGAAAGUUGAUGUUGUUUUUUAAACAACCAUCUUUGUACUAUAUCAAAACAUACAUUAUAGUUGGGUUUUAUGUUUGCUGCACUAUUCGAAAGCAUGUGAUACCGAGGCUUGUACUAUCGCACAAAAACAUACUUAAGGCAGUGUUUGUGGCUUAGAAGGUGCAUUUGGAUGUUUGUGAAGGUUUUUUGAAAUUUUGAAAAAAAAAUUAGACCACCCCCCCACUCUCUACCUUUUUUCAUUUUUUACCCCGCCCAACUUUAUCCAGCCUUUCUUUUUUCUUUUUCCUAAAACAAAGUGCAGUCCCAGGCCUAUUGUUAAACCUCGGGGACAAAUGUAAGGCCAAUUCUUUGAUGAUUGCACUUUAGUACAUUCAUUAAGCAUCCACAUCUUGUACUUGUAGUGCAUUCAUGCAGCUUAGUGCGAAUGGGGAGUGGCCAUAGGUACAUUAUAAAAUGGCACAAGACCUAAGACCAUCGGUUUUAGUUCAGCCGGUAAAUGCCAUGUGGCAUUGUUCUUGGAUUUGUAGUUUUGGCGGGCGGGGUAAUUUUUUUGGGGGGGGGGGGAUUUUUGAAAAAAAGUUUUUUUUUCGGAAAUUUUUUGAAAUUUUUAAUUUGCUAAUUUCAGAUGUCGACCUAGACACUAAACGAAAAAAUUCUGUGGAUUCAGAAUCCUCGAUGAAUUCUAUGCAUCAGCACGACGCCGACUCACGGCCCCGCAAGGACAAGAAGCAGCGUGCCAAUCGCCGACGGAACAUUUCGGAACAGUCGGAGAAGAUUGACGAAGCCUUCGAAACACCCGAACCCCAGUCCACGCCGGAGCCGGUGAAGGAGAGCUACUGGUACUACGAUCAAACCUCGGAUGGCUUCUACUACGAGCACAACGGCUCACGUGGAUGGCGGAAGCGGAACCCGAAGCUACACGGUAAUCCGCCCACAAAUCUGCAGAAGAAGGCCUUCGAAGCCGAGCCAAAUGACGCUCCAGCUCCGCAGACAAUCGAAAAGGUAGGGCGAUUUGAUGGGUUAUAUGAUAGGUGGGAUGUGAAGAAGGUUUAUGUUGAGUUUGGGGAGGAUUGAAGAAGUUUUGGUAGAGAUACACAUCAAAAUAUAAGACCAACCAUUAAUUUUUGGCUCUAAAAUGUGGGAAAUUUGGCUUAAAAAUUGAGUUUUCGAAUUUUUGAAAAGCUUUUUUGGCUUGGUAAAAUGCGCAGUAGAAGUAAUACGGUUUCUAGAAGCUUCAUUAACUUAAUUUUUAGCUUUUUAUUAGUUAAAACAUUGAAAAACACUAAAAGUUGUCAUGGUUAAUAUACGAAAAUUCAAUUUUUUUGCAAAAACUUUUGACUCAAAGGGAUUAGUGACAUGUUAAUGUAAGGCCUAUAGCAUACGAAGCUCCAACAUCAUAGAAACACGUCAAAUUCGACGUCUUUGAAGUUGGUUGUCACGCGAUUUCACGUCAAAGUUUAUAUAUAGAAGUUGGACUAAUGAGCUUGUUUUUAUGGAUUUUAGGGAAAUUUGGUUGAGAUUGGUAUUGAAAUUGAUUGUUUAAUAUGAAGAAGGGUUUAAAAAUAGAGGAUUUGCAAAAAUUUUUGGGUGGCAGGGUGUGGAAAGGCAGUUAUAGUAGGAAUUGGGCGAUAUUAUAGUAGAUUUUGGGCAUUUUUGAUGAUUUUUGUGCCAUUUUUGAUGAUUUAUGCUAAUUUUUGAAAAAUUUAGAAGGUCUACGUACCCGUUCCAGUACCAGUGUUCCCAACACAAGCUUCCAACAAGCUUUAUGGCCAAGCCAAUCAGCCAGCCAAUUCGCCGAACAUCAAGUAAGUGGCCAAUAUGAGCUUUUUAUAGAUGAGUUUAUUGGUUUAGGAGGGUUUUAGAUGACAUUUUUGGUGUUAUUCUUGAUAAUAUAUUGUUUAGAAAAGAUUUGUUUUUAAUUAUAGGUAUCACUUGAACUUUGGAUAACACAUUUUUUGAGUUUAGACUUAAAUUUAGGUAUCAAAUUUAUAUUUUUAGGUAUAAAACGGUAGUAUUUUAGAUAUAAAACCUCAUUUUCAGGUACUAUGAUCCAUCAACUGAUGGCUUCUUCUACGAAAUGGCAUCGGUCAAUGGCUGGACUCGUCGUCGUCCAUCCAGCUCUCAGCUAGGCCAACGCUCCGACAUGACCACAAGAGACCUCACCAACCACGAGGUGGAGGAACUAGUCCUCAGCAAGGUCGAUGAUCAAGGCGCACCCAAACUCAACAUCGCCAUGGCCCAGCUGCUGGCUCGCCAAAUCAGCAAAAAUCAGCAGAAUCAGCUGGCUGAUGACUAUCCAUCUUCCUCAUCUACUGUAUCCUCAACACACUCGGACGAUGUCACUCCACCACCACAAACUACCCAAGCCUUUGGCACAACAACACAGAAAGAGUUACAGGUCGGUAGCUUCGAGGAACCGUACGAGUUUUACUGGAGCGACAACGAGAAGAACGACAAGGGCUUGGAGCAGGCAUCCUCAACAUCGAGUGUGGAUGAGUUUGUCAACAACCCACUGAACGCGUUCUUUGGUGGAAUGUGCUUGGAGGAGCAGAACAGACUCAGGCCGGAUUCGUUGAAGUAGGUUUUUGCUGAAAUUGAUGAAAUAUUGGGGGUGAAGGGGUGAUUUUGGCUUGAUAUUGUUGUAGGUAUAGAGGUGGUGGACUUUUUUGGAAUUUUUGAUAGGUUUUUGGAUCUUAACUUGUUGAUUGUUGUUGUUAAAAGAUUCUUUAACGUCUUUGGCAUGUUUUUUGAUUAAGCAUUUGAUAGAAAAAGUUCUAUUGGAUUUGCUAUGAUAUUAUAUUAUUGUAGGUAUAGAGGUGAUGGAAUUUUUUUUUUCAAUUUUUUAGGUUUUUUAGGAGUUUACUGGGAAUCAUUAUAUAGUAUAUGAAUUUUAAGGUUCUUUUGAAUGUACUACAGCUUUUUCGCUUUCAAAUAAUGUUAUUAUUAUUUAAUUUCAUCGCUUUUCAGGAUCACAAACCAGGCCAACAACGACAAGCGCCUCCCGCGCUUCAACGUCGACAAGUUCAUCGCGGACCUGCCAAUGGUCGACCAUGACAGUUUCAUCAACAACCUGAACGCCCUCCCAACACCGCUGGCAAUGGACUCGUCGUUGGGCUUUGGCCACUUUAAGGAAUCCCCCUUCAUGACACCGGUCGUGAACCCGCCGUCCUCGAUCUGGUCACGGCACGACCUGGAAAUGGAACGGAACCUACACGAUCUGGAGAAGAUUUGGAACUGA